Molecule: messenger RNA, 1262 nt
Organism: Zea mays
Lineage: Eukaryota; Viridiplantae; Streptophyta; Magnoliopsida; Poales; Poaceae
Product: probable E3 ubiquitin-protein ligase RNF217
Exons: 2
Coding region: 116-1105 (329 amino acids)
Biological process (GO): protein ubiquitination
Molecular function (GO): ubiquitin-protein transferase activity; zinc ion binding
Source: RefSeq, a predicted model, not a curated record
AAGUUACAUAAAUGAGUGAACCAUUCCACCUCAGAAUUAUUUUGGCCGCCGGUUCGAGAUGAAACGAACGGGCCCUUAGCCUUCUCGCCUGCUUCUCAUCUCAAACGCAAACGGAAUGGCAGCCGGGUCUUCCAAUGGCGCCGCCCUAGUCGCCAUCGUCGACGACUUCUACUUCUCCGUCCUGGCUCACGGGCGAAACGACGACAGCGCCGCCGGGGAUGACGUGCUCUUCCCGAUAUCCGACGAGAAGUACGCCACGGAGCUCCAGCUGCAGGAGGUGAUCAUGUCCUCCGCCAUCGCGGCCACGGCGCGCUCCUCGGCCGCCCCACCUCGCAGUCGCAGCAGCACAGAUGCCAGUGCCUCUAGCAGCAACAACGCCGCCGCAGCCGCAGCCGCAGCCGCAGCAACGUCGGGUCACAGCCAAGGUAAGUGCGCCUACGCCUCGUCGUCCAGGCCGUCCGUCUCCGUUGCCGCGGCGGUCGUGUUUUGCAAGAUCUGCAUGGACGUGGUGCCGCCCUCGGACGUGCACCGCGCCAGCCGCGGCUGCGCGCACUCCUUCUGCGGCCGGUGCCUCGCGGGCUACUUGGGCGCCAAGAUCCAGGAGAGGAUCGCCGAAGUCAGGUGCCCCGAGGAGCGGUGCGGCGGCGUGCUGGACCCGGAGCUCUGCCAGGACAUCUUGCCCCGCGAUGUCUUCGAGCGUUGGGGUGCCGCGCUGUGCGAGUCCCUGCUGCUGGGGGGCAAGAGGGCCUACUGCCCCUUCAAGGAUUGCUCGGCGAUGAUGCUGGUGGACGACGGCAGCCACUUCACGGAGUCGGAGUGCCCGAGCUGCAGGCGGCUCUUCUGUGCGUCGUGCAACGUGGCGCCGUGGCACGCCGGCGUUACCUGCACCGAGUACAGGAACCUUGGGAAGCGGGACAGUGGCGUCGAGGACAGAAUGCUGCUUGAGAUGGCUAAGGGCAAGAAGUGGAAGCGGUGUCCUAAGUGCGAGUACUUCGUGGAGAAGCGUGAUGGCUGCCUGCACAUCACUUGCAGGUGUGGCUUUGAGUUUUGCUAUGGAUGUGGCAAGAAAUGGACGACUUCUCAUUCCCGUUGCACAACAGCCUGAGAUUCGAUGGAUGCCAUCUUGGACCCAAGCACAAGGCCAACAUCAUGGUGGUUUUAUAUAUCAAUUUUAAGUGUCAUUUUUAUUUCCUUUAGUUUCUAAGUAUUUUUAUUAAUAACUUGUCAAUCAUACCGCUUCAUAUAGUCCCUCCGUUCGUUUU